Molecule: messenger RNA, 1650 nt
Organism: Caenorhabditis briggsae
Lineage: Eukaryota; Metazoa; Nematoda; Chromadorea; Rhabditida; Rhabditidae
Exons: 8
Coding region: 1-1650 (549 amino acids)
Source: RefSeq, a predicted model, not a curated record
AUGGGAGGAACAAUUUCAAAAAAUAGUCAACAUUAUCCGGAUUCAAGACAAAUCGUGACUUCCUAUGGUCCGAUAGAAGGAAGACGGUUGAUUCAUGAAGGAGAAAAACAGGUGGAUGCAUUCCAAGGAAUCCCAUAUGCUGCACCGCCAGUUGGAAAAUUGAGAUUCGCUAUGCCUCAACCCCAUGAACCAUGGACAGAAGUGAGACAUUGCAAGGCAUUUGGAGCCAGAGGGAUUCAAAAAGAUUCAAUGUUGUCAGGAAAGGUAGCCCCACAGUCCGAAGAUAAUCUCACUUUGAACAUAUUCACUCCAGUCUGGACGCCAAAAAAUUCGACUGGAUUCCCAGUACUUUUCUAUAUCCAUGGUGGUGGAUUUAUCAGUGACAGUGCUCAUAAAUACGGAGAUUUGAGCAUUUGCCAACAUCUGUGCACUAAAGACGUAGUUGUUGUAACAAUUCAGUAUCGUCUGGGAUAUCUCGGUUUUUGGACAACAGGAGACAGUUCUAUUCCGGAUAACUUGGCACUUCACGAUAUGACAUUUGCUUUGAAAUGGGUCAAUGAGAAUAUUGGAUUAUUUAAUGGAGACCCUAACAAUAUCACUUUAAUGGGUCAAUCGGCAGGAGGAGCUUCGGUGGACCUUCUCAGCAUUUCUCCAGUCUCCAGAGAUCUAUUCCACAAAGUAAUUCCUAUGGGUGGAAAUGCAAGUUGCUCUUGGGCCAUUCAUCCUCGUCCACUGCAUUCUUGUCGGAAUCGUGCACAGGAAAUGGGAGUUCUCGAUGGGAUGAACACCUUGGAUUGGGUUGAAAAAUUGAGAGAAGUGCCUGCUGAAAAGUUCGGAGCGUCUCUGGAUAUGGGCGCAGUUGAUUUGAAAUCCGACCCAGAACUCACCAUCGGUCCGAAAUAUGAUAACUUAUUCAUCCCGAAACCUCUGAUGGAACUACGAAAAGAAUCUCCAGUCAAGCCAAGACUAGUCGGAUGUGCCAGAUCCGAAGGACUAGUUUUGUGCAUGUUCGGAAUGAACCCAAAACAUCCACUACAUGUUCUUCAUCAGGAUGUUGCUUCGAUUCUCUCCGAGAAAUUCUUCCCAUUGAAAGCCAGAGAUUACCAAGAAAAGGCUCUCGAGAAAUUGAUUGAUGUUGGAUCGGACCAUUCCAAAGAGGAAUGGCAGAGAGCGAUGUGUGAAUUGAAAGGAGACUCGUUUUUGAAUAUUGGAAUCCAGCAGAAUGUUCUGGAUGUUCUGGAAACUCAACCACUGACUCCAAUUUAUAUGUAUUCGUUUGAUUACUGUAAUCAAAAGGCAUACGGUAUUAUGGGAUGGAAAAUGCCAUUUAAAGACGCCACACAUUGUACUGAUAUCAGUUACGUCGUAGGAAAUCAUAUAGUGAUGCCUCUUGACUUCAACGAGGAGGAUUAUAAGAUGAUUGAUAUUACAACUCGUCUGUGGACCAACUUUGCAAAAUAUGGAGACCCGAAUGGAGAAGGAGAUGACGCUGCUGAACUAGAACAUAAAUGGGAACCAGCGACAAUCGAGAACCCACAAGUCCAUAUGUCGCUGUCCUUACAACCAAAACUACUUCCAAUCUAUAAACAAGAACGACCUUUGUACAUGGCAAAGCUUCUGAAAGAGGCAAGACCUCCAGUAAAUCUGUAA